CCGCCAUGGCCGUGCGGCAGCUGGAGGACAAGCUGACCUGCGCCAUCUGCCUGGGACUGUACCGGGACCCGACUACGCUGCCCUGUGGGCACAACUUCUGCGCGGGCUGCAUCCGGAACUGGUGGGACAGAUGCGAGAAGGAGUGCCCGGAGUGCCGCGAGCCCUUCCCCGACGGCGCCGAGCUGCGCCGCAACGUGGCCCUCAGCGGCGUGCUGGAGGUGGUGCGCGCCGGGCCCGCCACGGACCCGGGCCCUGGCCCUGACCCCGACCCCAGUGCGCGCUGCCCGCGCCAUGGGCGGCCGCUCGACCUUUUCUGCCGGACCGAGGGCCGCUGCGUGUGCAGCGCGUGCACCGUGCAAGAGUGUCGCCUCCAUGAGCGGGCGCUGCUGGACGCCGAGCGCCUCGAGCGCGAGGCCCAGCUGAGAACCAGGCUGGAAGUGACCCUGCAGCAGACCACCCAGACCCAGGCCCAGCUUCAGGAGGUACAGGAGCGAAGCAGACAGAUCCAGAGUUUGGCCUGCUCCCUGGCCUCCUCAGUCUCCAGCAAGUUCACCAGCUUGCAGCAGGCCCUGGAAAUACGGCGGGCUGCAGUGCUCAGGGACAUUGAGGUGGCCAAGACACGAGUGCUGGCACAGGCGCAGGAUGAGGAGCAGCGGCUGCAGGGCCACUUGGAGGCCCUGGCUCGCCAUGGCCACAGGAUCCGGGAACUCCUGGAGCAGGUGGAUGACAGGACCUUACUGCAGGAAUCACAGUUCCUGGAGCCCCCAGGGCCACUUGAGCCACUGACCUCUCUGCAGUGGGACGAAGACCAACAGCUAGGUGACCUGAAGGAGUUACUGAACCGUCUGUGUGGACUCCUCCUGGAAGAGGGGAGCCACCCCGGGGCCCCAACCAAGGCUGCAGACUUGGGCCCCAUGGAAGCCCCAGGGCCCCUGGCACUGGCACCAAGUACAGUGUGUCCACAGAGGAGGAAACUCUGGCAGAAUUAUCGCAAUCUCACCUUUGACCCAGACAGUGCGAACCGCCACUUCUACCUAUCCUGCCAGUACCGGCAGGUGAAGCACUGUCGCCAGCCUCGCGGCCCGGCCAGGCCAGGCUGCUUCGAGCUCUGGCAGGUGCAGUGUACUCAGCGUUUCCAGGUUGGGCGGCACUACUGGGAGGUGCGUGCCUCAGACCACUCAGUGACACUCGGUGUUGCCUACCCACACCUGAGACGCUGCAAGCUGGGGCCCCACACAGACAACAUCGGCCGUGGGCCCGCCUCCUGGGGGCUCUGUGUCAAGGAGGACAGCAUCCAGGCCUGGCACAAUGGGGAGGUCCAGCGCCUUCCAGGGGUGUCAGGACUACUCCUAGGUGUGGAUUUGGACCUAGCCUUGGGCUGCCUAACCUUCUACAGCCUGGAGCCCCAGGCCCAACACCUGUACACCUUCCAUGCCCUCUUCACCCAGCCCCUUAUCCCUGUCUUCUGGCUCCUGGAGGGUAGGACCCUCACCCUGUGCCAUCAGCCUGGGGCCACACUCCCACCAGGGCCCCAAGAAGAGGCCUCAGUUCUCAGCUGACGAAGACAUGGGCUGGAGCUCUGGUUUAGGGGCCAGAAUUUAUUGCCACUAUGCCUGUGUACCCAAGAGCUGCCCAGCCCUGGCCUGAGGACCAGAGGCCACAGCUCUAACGGGACCAGCUGUUGGCCUGUGUUGACUGAGAGAAAGGUAGUGGGAGUUGAGCAGAAACCCAGAGUUUACCUUCCCAGCUGCUUUGCGGGGAACAGGGCCUAAAAGAACAGGAAGCCCCCACCCCAAUGCUUAGUUCCACAUAUUGCCUGGGCCUUGGAAGCUGGUGCAACACUUCACAUGGGACUUCUGGCUUACAAGACAGACUGUGGGACGGUAAAUACCUAUCAGCCUGAACUUGCCUCCUGGGGUGAUGACACAGGCCAAUGGAGCAUUUAGGGGGUGGGGUGGGUGGACCAAGAAGGAUCCUGAGAGACAAUGAUA
Otolemur garnettii (small-eared galago) is the source of this 1991-nucleotide messenger RNA. It is a transcript of the gene TRIM65, whose product is annotated as tripartite motif containing 65. Gene Ontology annotation, molecular function: protein binding; zinc ion binding. The record is from RefSeq and is a predicted model, not a curated record. Gene Ontology annotation, biological process: positive regulation of autophagy. Lineage: Eukaryota; Metazoa; Chordata; Mammalia; Primates; Galagidae. The coding region runs from base 6 to 1559 and encodes 517 amino acids. The transcript has 6 exons.